AAGUAAACAUUUUCUUUCGCAUCGCGAUCUUCAUUUGAACGAGCUCGAUUUAGAUUAAAUCGCAGGGUCAGUCCAUGUUUUUUUUUUUUUUUUUUUCGUUUAUGCGUAAAUAAAACUUUAACAUCAUUUGUAAAGCGUCACACAUUCAAAAUAAGCAUUAAUUUUGGUAUUAUUUUAAUGAUUAAAAAAAUGUCCUUGUAAUGUAACGUGACCGAUCGGAUCAACACGUAGCAAAGCUGAGAGAUCCAGAAGAAUCAUGCAGAAUGAAACAUGAAGAUACUGAAGAACAAAGAGCUUUAAUUUCAGACCUGAUGGAUGAGAAUGAGGAGAAUGAAGAAGUGAAUGAAGUGGAGAAACAUCAAAGCUCUCAAAAAUAUUUAACCUGCAGUCUGUGUGGAAAGAGUUUCACAUGCAAAAGAAAUCUCGAGGUUCACAUGAGGGUCCACACUGGAGAGAAACUGUUCACAUGUGAUCAGUGUGGGAAGAGUUUCACACAACAAGGAAACCUUACCCAUCACAUGAUCAUCCACACUGGAGAGAAAUUGCAUGAAUGUGAUCAAUGUGGCGAAACAUUUUUGAGGGCUUCAGACCUGAAGAGACACCUGACAGUUCAUUCACAGGAGAAACCACAUUCAUGUUCUUUGUGUGGAAAGAGUUUUUCAGUGCUGCAAAGAUUAAAAGAACAUCAGAAAAUACACAAUGGUGUAAGAAAUCAUAUGUGCUUUGAGUGUGAGAAGACUUUUAUUACAGCUGGACAUUUGAAACUGCACCAGAGAAUUCACACUGGAGAGAAAUCUUACAAGUGUUCACACUGCAACAAGAGAUUCAGUCGGUCAGGACAUCUGAAAACACAUGAGAGGAUCCACACUGGAGAGAAACCUUACAAGUGUUCACACUGCGACAAGAGAUUCAGUGAUUCAGGAGUCCUGAAAAUGCACGAGUUGAUUCACACUGGAGAGAAACCUUACAAGUGUUCACACUGCGACAAGAGAUUCAGUCAGUCAGGAGCCCUGAAAAAACACAAGAUGAUUCACACUGGAGAGAAACCUUACAUGUGUUCACACUGCGACAAGAGAUUCAGCUGGUCAGGACAUCUGAAAACACACGAGAGGAUCCACACUGGAGAGAAACCUUACAAGUGUUCACACUGUGACAAGAGGUUCAGACAGUCAGGAUCCCUGAAAAAACACGAGAGGAUCCACACUGGAGAGAAACCUUACAAGUGUUCACACUGCGACAAGAGAUUCAGUUGGUCAGGAGCCCUGAAACUACAUGAGAGGAUCCACACUGGAGAGAAACCUUACAUGUGUUCACACUGCGACAAGAGAUUCAGUUGGUCAGGAGCCCUGAAACUACAUGAGAGGAUCCACACUGGAGAGAAACCUUACAAGUGUUCACACUGCGACAAGAGAUUCAGUUGGUCAGGAGCCCUGAAACUACAUGAGAGGAUCCACACUGGAGAGAAACCUUACAUGUGUUCACACUGCGACAAGAGAUUCAGUUGGUCAGGAGCCCUGAAACUACAUGAGAGGAUCCACACUAGAGAGAAACCUUACAUGUGUCCACAUUGCGACAAGACAUUCAGUCAUUCAGGAGACCUGAAAAAACACAAGAUGAUUCACCAUGGAGAGAAACCUUACAUGUGUUCACACUGCAACAAGAGAUUCAGUCGGUCAGGAGCCCUGAAAAAACAUGAGAUGAUUCACACUGGAGAGAAACCUUACGUGUGUUCACUCUGCGACAAGAGAUUCAGUGAUUCAGGAGUCCUGAAAACGCAUGAGAUGAUUCACACUGGAGAGAAACCUUACAAGUGUUCACACUGUGACAAGAGAUUCAGUCAGUCAGGAGCCCUGAAAAAACACGAGAUGAUUCACACUGGAGAGAAACCUUAUAUGUGUUCACACUGCGACAAGAGAUUCAGUUGGUCAGGAGCCCUGAAACUACAUGAGAGGAUCCACACUGGAGAGAAACCUUACAUGUGUUCACACUGCGAAAAGAGAUUUAGUUGGUCAGGACAUCUGAAAACACAUGAGAGGAUCCACACUGGAGAGAAACCUUACAAGUGUUCACACUGUGACAAGAGGUUCAGACAGUCAGGAUCCCUGAAAAAACAUGAGAGGAUCCACACUGGAGAGAAACCUUACAAGUGUUCACACUGCAACAAGACAUUCAGUCGGUCAGGACAUAUGAAAACCCACGAGAGGAUCCACACUGGAGAGAAACCUUACAAGUGUUCACACUGUGACAAGAGAUUCAGUGAUUCAGGAGUCCUGAAAAUACACGAGAUGAUUCACACUGAAGAGAAACCUUACAAGUGUUCACACUGCGACAAGAGAUUCAGUCAGUCAGGAUCCCUGAAAAAACACGAGAUGAUUCACACUGGAGAGAAACCUUACAAGUGUUCACACUGCGACAAGAGAUUCAGUCAGUCAGGAGCCCUGAAACUGCAUGAGAGGAUCCACACUGGAGAGAAACCUUACAUCUGUUCACACUGCGACAAGAGAUUCAGUUGGUCAGGACAUCUGAAAACACACGAGAGGAUCCACACUGGAGAGAAACCUUACAAGUGUUCACACUGUGACAAGAGGUUCAGACAGUCAGGAUCCCUGAAAAAACACGAGAGGAUCCACACUGGCGAGAAACCUUACAAGUGUUCACACUGUGACAAGAGGUUCAGACAGUCAGGAUCCCUGAAAAAACACGAGAGGAUCCACACUGGAGAGAAACCUUACAUGUGUUCACACUGCGACAAGAGAUUCAUUCAUUCAGGAGACCUGAAAAAACACAAGAUGAUUCACACUGGAGAGAAACCAUACAAGUGUUCACACUGCGACAAGAGAUUCAGUGAGUCAGGAUAUCUGAAAUCACACAAGAGGAUCCACACUGGAGAGAAACCUUACAAGUGUUCACACUGUGACAAGACGUUCAGACAGUCAGGAUCCCUGAAAAAACACGAGAGGAUCCACACUGGAGAGAAACCUUACAAGUGUUCACACUGCGACAAGACAUUCAUUCAUUCAGGAGCCCUGAAACUACAUGAGAGGAUUCACACUGGAGAGAAACCUUACAAGUGUUCACACUGCGACAAGAGAUUCCGUUGGUCAGGACACCUGAAAAAACACGAGAGGAUCCACACUGGAGAGAAACCUUACAAUUGUUCACACUGUGACAAGAGGUUUAGACAGUCAGGAUCCCUGAAAAAACAUGAGAGGAUCCACACUGGAGAGAAACCUUACAAGUGUUCACACUGUGACAAGAGGUUCAGACAGUCAGGAUCCUUGAAAAACCAUGAGAGGAUACACACUGGAGAGAAACCUUACAAGUGUUCACACUGCGACAAGAGGUUCAUUCAUUCAGGAGACCUGAAAAAACACGAGAUGAUCCACACUGGAGAGAAACCAUACAAGUGUUCACACUGCGAGAAGAGAUUCAGUCGGUCAGACCUUCUGAAAACACAUGAGAGGAUCCAUACUGGAGAGAAACCUUACAAGUGUUCACACUGUGACAAGAGAUUCAGUGAUUCAGGAGUCCUGAAAACACAUGAGAGGAUCCACACUGGAGAGAAACCGUAUCACUGCAUUGCAUGUGGGAAGAGUUUCACUCAUUCAUCUAAUCUACACAGUCAUGCCAAAACUCACAUUAAGUAGCUUUUCUUUAGUUUCAGCACUUUCAAGUGUGAAGCUGCAUCUCUUCCCUAUUAGUCUGUCCUAAUCAGCCACAACGAGCGACAGGACAAAGAAGCAUCAUCUAAAAGACCAGCAGUUUCAAUGUAUUCAGAUCAACUCAAAGAUGAAAUUCCUCCCCAAAGAACAGUACAGGACUUCCGGUACGCUGCACAUGUGUACCGAAUGCAUUACAUUGCAACAAGCGAACAAGGUCGAUAAGAAAUAAAGUAUCAUCUUCUGUCCAUUUUAUCAUGAAAUUCGAACAGAAAAUGCCGUUUUGACGCUCUUUAAUGUGGCGUGACAGAUCUCUGUAUAGAUGCCUCAAGUUCAAGCGGCAGCGCGGAGCUCGGCCACAAUGACCACGGACAUUUAGGAUGAACUCUGGAACAGGCUUUUGGGCUGGAGUCCUCUCUGGACUCUGGAUGGGGACAGGAGCCCUCUCUGGACUCUGGAUGGGGACAGGAGCCCUCUCUGGAUGAUAGUCUGGGGAUGGAGCCUUCACUGGACUAUAGUCAGGGGCUGAAGCCUUCACUGGACGAUAGUCAGAGGCUGGAGCCCACAUGUGUGUAGCCCACACACAUAACAUGGCUGUGGCCAUAAUGAUCAGUGCUUCAUUAUCCUGAGCUGACUCAAGGGCAGGAAUGGGCUCUGGGAUUUCUCUCACAGGAACUGGCUCAGAAACUUCUUUAAUGGAAUCAGGCUCAGGAAAUUCUCUCACAGAAACAGGCUCAGGCAAUUUUCUCAUGGGAACAGGCUCAGGCAUGGCAACCAUGACGGGAUGAGACCAUGGAAUGGCAGCCAUGACGGGACGAGACUCUGGAAUGGCGGCCAUGACUGGACGAGACUCUUGGAUGGCGGCCAUGACGACUGGUUCACAGACUUUCUACUCACACUCCACGAUGGUGAAGGGGGAUCUAUUGUGGACGAACAUCCACUCCAAAUUGUCCUGGAAGCUCCCGCGAGGGAGCUCAACUCCCUCUAACGCAACUAUUAAAAAAGGUUCAAACAUUCACUGAUGCUCCAGAAGGAAACAAUGCGUUAAGAGUCGGGGGCUGAAAACUUUUGAUGAAGAUGUCCAAAUUUUUCUUAUUUUGUAUAAAUACAUUUUUUUUCAUUUAGUACUGCUCUUUGGAAGCAACAGAAGAUACUUGCAUGUUUCCCGAAAGACAAGUUAAGUACAAUUUAGCUUGAUCUUCAAAUUCAAAAAGUUUCACCCCCCCGGCUCUUAAUGCAUUGUGUUUCCUUCUGGAGCAUCAGUGAAUGUUUGAACCUUUUCUAAUAGUUGUGUUUGAGUCCCUCAGUUGUCUUCAGUGUGAAAAGAUGGAUCUCAAAAUCAGUCACUGCUGGAAAGGGUUAAAUAUGCAAAAAAUCCCUGAAAACUGUACAAUCUGUGCAACCUGCAGGAUAUUUCUGAAGAACAUUGGGCAGUUUAACUGUUCAGGACAAACAAGGGACUCAAGAACAACCAUCACAAAAUGUAAAAACAGUCGUGGAUCAUCCAGGUAACGACACAGUAUUAAGAACCAAUGGUUCAUAAACUUUUCAACAGGGCCAUUUUAAUAAAUUCAACUAUUUUUUUCUUGUCGAUUAUAUAUAAACAUCUUUUAUGUAGAAUGUCUUACUCAGGACAGUACUAAAUAAAAACUGACAUGCAUUUUUUAUGAUCGCUCUUAUUUUGUUAAAAUUAUUCACAUAUUCAGAGAUUCUGCAAGUGGUUCACAUACUUUUUCUUGCAGCUGUAUAUACACACAAAAUUGGUACCGAGAACCGUAAAAUUUUAAUGGGAUUGGUAACGACUACUGAAAAUUUGGUACCGUGACAACACUAUACAGUGUGUACGCAUUUAUGUAUAUAUACAUAUAUUUCUCAUUAUGUACAUUAUAUAUUUCUCUCUGAUGUUUUUUUAUUUAUUUAAAAUUAAACUUUUUUUACUUUGA
This is a messenger RNA of Ctenopharyngodon idella (grass carp), 5602 nucleotides long. Its product is annotated as zinc finger protein 208-like. The record is from RefSeq and is a predicted model, not a curated record. The transcript is spliced from 3 exons. Gene Ontology annotation, biological process: regulation of transcription by RNA polymerase II. Gene Ontology annotation, molecular function: RNA polymerase II cis-regulatory region sequence-specific DNA binding; DNA-binding transcription factor activity. NCBI's taxonomy places the organism in Eukaryota, Metazoa, Chordata, Actinopteri, Cypriniformes, Xenocyprididae. The coding region runs from base 264 to 3647 and encodes 1127 amino acids.